AUGAAAGUGUUCAUCCACAACGUAAACACCUACACAGGGAGCUGCCUGUGCGAGACGUUUAGUGAGGUGAAGAACGAAAAGACGGAGAUUUACGGAACGGUGGUCCAGCCAAGCAAAGGAAAAAAUGGCCUCACGUAUGACUACGGAAAGGUAACAAAGGUGGUUUCGAAGAUACCCAAAGACAACAUAGUGAAGCAGUUAUUACGAUGCGAUUUAAUCAUCUUCGAUUUGCACAAUACGAAUGUGGAAGAAUUAGAAUACAUCAUACGGAAGGUGAAGUAUGAGAAGAUGAAGAAGGACACCACCUUGGUGCUUAUCUCCUCCGUCAUGACUUGGAACAAGACGAAGAGGAAAUUCUCGCUCCAGCCGGGGAGUGCCUACACGGGAGCGGCGGGAGGAGAAGCGAAGCAACAGAAGGGGCAGACAGGGCAAGACGACCCAACGGAACAACCCCCCUCCAAUGGCACCACUAAACAGAUUAACGUACCGGAAGUGUUCACCGAAAAGGACUACAUGAAGAGAAUCCCCUCUGGACAAUAUGAACAACACAAAACCAUCGAGACGCUAAUCUUAUCGCUCAACUCAAAGAACAAACUAAACACCUAUGUAGUGGCAUCGGGAAUCCUGUACGGGAAUGGAGAAAAUGUCUUCUUCCCUAUCUUCAAAAAUGCCUGGCUAAGUCGGGACAAUCAGAUAAUCGACAGAGGAAAUAACUUCAUUCCUCUCAUCCAUGUGAGAGGUCUGUGUCAGUUUGUUAAGGAGCUCUACUUGAGGCAGCCAUCGCGGAAGUACCUCAUAGCAGUGGACAAGGAACAUCUGACUCAGAAGACACUGAUUAAAACGGUCAGCAAUUUCAUUUCUGGAAAUUCUACCUACCUUAGUGUGUCUCCUCAUGAUUCCUUACUCUUUGACGACGCGGAGGUGAUGUGCGUCAAUUUGAGGUUCGCCUGCUCGCAGUUGGGAGGGGAAAGCGGUGAGGACGGCCGGCGGGGGCGAGAUCAAAAGAAAGGGGCACAGGAAGAAAAGAGGGCAGAUGAAGAAGACGAGGGAGAGGAAGAAGACGGGACAGAUGAAGAAGAAGGGAAAGAAGGGGAAGAAGACAAAAGUGACCAGGAUGAGCAAGAUGAUGAAGAUGACGAAAAGGAAGAUGUUGACAGGUCGGACGAGGCAGAAGAUCAGAGCAACUCAGACGUGGACGAAGUGGCUGACCAGAGACAGCUCGCAAAGAGGAAGGGAAGAAACCAGGAGGAGCGCCUAACCCGACAGGGAUUCACAUUCCACUGCUGCGAUGGCUUCACCAGAAAUAUCUGCACCAUAGCCAGGGAGUUCUGCCAAUACAGAAAUCUAAAGCAGCUAAGGGUUCUCAUACUGGGCCAGCCAGGAGUAGGAAAAACAUUCAUUGCCAAAAAGAUAUGCGAUCACUACAAUUUGAACCUUUGUUCAAUUUCCCCGCUCAUCGAGGAGGGCAAACAGAGGGGGUACGAUUUUCCGGAGUACUACAGGGAGUACUUAAGUGGGGUACAGCACGCACAUGAAGAGAAAGAAAAGAAAAACGCAAAGGGGAGCGCAACGGCAAACGCGAAGCGAAGCCCAAUGGGAACCUCCAAACUGACUCUCCCAGACCUGACGUCCCUGUUCUAUCAGAAGCUACUAACCAAUGAGUGCAAAUUUAGGGGCUUUGUUUUGGACUUCUUCCCGCGAAAUUAUGACGAAGCGGAAUACUUCUUUGGGAGCCACGGAGGGGCUGACACAGGGGAGGGAAGCACGAAGGAGCAGCAACAGCAGAAGCAGGAGGGGGACGGCCAACCGGGUGGAAGUACCCAUGGGGAGAAAGCACAUCAGGUGGACGAGAAGCAGGAAGAGGAGGAAGAGGAAGAAGGGGACGAAAUGGACGAAGGGGACCAGAUAGACGAUGCGGACCAAGUUGACCUGCCAGAGAAACCCGGCAACGACCCAGACCAGGAGCCAACCCCCCAAGGAGAAAACACCUCGUCCAAGAACCACCCCCCCGACGAGGCAGAUGGAAACUCCCUCUUCCCCGAGUUUGUCAUCGUUUUGAAAUCGCCUGAACAGCUCUGUAGAAGCCGAAUGAUGAAUCUCCCAGAGGAAGAGAUCAUAAAAGGACACAACGACGAAAGUGGGUUCGAAAGAAGACACAAAAAGUAUGUCAAAGAGAACUGCAGAAAUGAUUACUUCGAAUUUGAUCAGAAAAAGUCAAUAGAGGACUACUUCCUCGAAAGAGAGGUCGACGUAUUCAAUGUCCACAUAAACGAAGACUCCUCAUUGGACGACGUCCUCACAAAUAUAUACAUCUACAUUGAGAAGAAUGUCAAGUUUGAUAACUUCCUUCCAUCUUCUGAGGAAAUACUCAAACGAAAACUGCAGAAAGAGGAGAAGGAACUUUCCCUCGAGAAAGAAAAACUGAUGAGGAAGGAAAAUCAACUCAUUGGGGAAGAGAUCAGCAAAAAUGAUGAGUUAAUAAAGGCAGAGAAAAAGAGACAGGAACUUCUGCUGGAACAUCAGCAGCAGUAUUUUCAUAAUCAGUCCAUCCCCCUGAGGUUCUACUUGAUUAAGAAUAUCCUGCCCAUUUUAACAGACGCGUUGAUACACAUUUGUCGCACCAAGCCGAAGAACCCCUGUCUGCACAUCGCGCAGUAUUUGCUGGAAAACGCGCACAAGUACAAUGUCGAGGAGGCUCCGCUGGACGUGCUUCGCUCGGAGGGGUUGGGCGGUGAAGAAGCGGGUGCUGACGGGGAGGGUGCCCACCGGGGUUGA
This is a messenger RNA of Plasmodium inui San Antonio 1, 2775 nucleotides long. RefSeq lists its product as hypothetical. Bases 1 to 2775 code for a protein of 924 amino acids. The transcript has a single exon. Lineage: Eukaryota; Apicomplexa; Aconoidasida; Haemosporida; Plasmodiidae. The record is from RefSeq and is a predicted model, not a curated record.